GCUCGGGGCUCAGUUGGCUCCGGACUCGCAGCCAGUAAGUCACGUCACGCGCCGUUCAAUGUCUCUGAAUAGCACGUCCGCCGGGGUCAUGAACCUGUACUGCGCCGGCAGCCCCUUCAUCCAGUCCUGGAAGAAUUCCUCCGCCGCCCGCCUCGGCCUCCCCCGGCACCUGGAGCAGCCGGAGCCGCGGCCGGAGCUCGUGCUGUCCUCCCAGGGGGAGCUGGAGGAGGAUGAGGAGAUGGAGAGCGAGUCCCGGGGCUCCACCUCCCCCCCGGAGACCCCCACCAAGGACGACCUGUACCACGAGACCCGCCAGCUGCUGCUCCAGCACUUCACCGAGUACUCGGGCGGCGACAAGGCCAAGGCCGCCCUGCUGCUCCUCCCCGGACCGGCCCGCCUGCGGCCCGCCAUGGACACCCUGCGCCGGGUAUCGGGAGACCUCAUCGACAAACACAGGAUGGCCUUCCAGGGGAUGCUCACAAAGCUAUCCAUACACAAGCGGGAAGACCUACAGAAAAUAUCCGAAGUCCCCUCCUUGGUUUUCAGUGAUGGGAUUACAAAUUGGGGCAGGAUUGUUACAUUAAUAAGCUUUGGUGCUUUUCUUGCAAAGUAUUUGAGGAGCUUACACCUUGAAGACUGCAUUGUUUCAUUAGCAGACAGUUUUACGGAGUUCCUUAUGAACAGCAAAAGAGAGUGGAUAACAGAACAGAAAGGCUGGGAUGGCUUUGUUGAAUUUUUCCAUAUAGAGGACUACGAAAGUGGACUCCGAAAUGUUUUAAUGGCGUUUGCUGGUGUUGCAGGAAUUGGGGCAAGUAUUGCCUACAUGAUCCGGUGAACUAUGGUGGUUAUUGAGUCUAUAAAAGCUUCCUGGAAUUAAAGAAAAAAGGAUAACUUUUUAUGGAUGUUACCAUUCCAAUCAAUGACUCCAUCAGGCGUUGAGCGCCAGGCUUGGGCAGUCACUUGGGCUGCACGAUUGUAUGGUAUCACUGCUUAUAACACCAUUUAGUACUGCAGUAUGGUCAUCAGUUUAAAGGUAAACUGGGUCUCCCACAAGAAACUCUCGAAGUACCUCCCAGUUUUUGUUUUGUGUCAAAAACAGACUUGAGUUUAGUUUCAGAAGAUCAUGGCACCAAAAGAGUUGAUCAUUCUUAUUUACAGCACUUUUGCAGGGCUGCUUUGCCAACCUUGAAAGACUAGUUUCCAUGUUGUUCUGGUCAAUGGGAAUGUCUUAUCCAACUUCAGUUACCUUUCAGUACAAAAAUCAAUUCUGUAAAUUGUGUACAUACUGUCCUGCUUUGCCAAUGGAAAUAUAAAUCGCAUUCUAGAUUUCAAACCUGAAUUCACUGUGAAAUUGUAUAAAAGCUUCAUUCCUUGGCCGCCUUCUGACCUUGCAUGCUGACCACUUUUUAUUAUUUUUCUUGAUAUCCAGGGGACAUCUAAACAUUGAUCAGAUCCUUGCGUUUUUCAUAUGGUAUUGGGGAAAUUACAAUUAUUUUUUUAUAUAUAUUUUAGCCUGUCACUAAAACACUAUAUAAUUUCUUUUUCUUUAAGAGGAAUUGUUUAUUUUCAUUAAAAAUUAUUCUUAAUAUUUCCUCCGUAAGUACCAUCGAAACCACCCUACCUUUAUGUACGUGGAGUAAUAGCUGCCCCUUAUCAGAUUACUCUGUAAAUGUACGCCCUCGAAUGUUUUAUAAAGUUUGAGAGGUACUGAGUUUAUUUCUGAAUGUUCCUCUGGCACUGAAAGCUAAAUCUAGGCACAAGCUCCAAUGAUCCAGUUAAGAGGCCCUCUCAAACAAGACGGCCUUUCUCCAUAGCACUGCCAUUCUAUACACUUGGAAUAUCUGCUUCAGAUGCAAACCGCACAGAAUGUAGGGGUCAGAACAGGCUCACAUCCAAACUAUCAGAUCCUCUAUUGUUCAGGGUGCUAAGUUGAAAACAAAUUGUACUUUUUGAAUAAAACAAGAACUAUUUUGUUUAAA
Molecule: messenger RNA, 1979 nt
Organism: Pelobates fuscus (common spadefoot toad)
Lineage: Eukaryota; Metazoa; Chordata; Amphibia; Anura; Pelobatidae
Gene: MCL1
Product: MCL1 apoptosis regulator, BCL2 family member
Exons: 3
Coding region: 59-835 (258 amino acids)
Biological process (GO): extrinsic apoptotic signaling pathway in absence of ligand; regulation of apoptotic process; intrinsic apoptotic signaling pathway in response to DNA damage
Cellular component (GO): mitochondrial outer membrane
Molecular function (GO): protein heterodimerization activity; protein homodimerization activity
Source: RefSeq, a predicted model, not a curated record